AUGCCUGUAACGAAGGGAAAAUGGCAGUAUUUGAAGACUUUUGGCAGUGUACCAUUCCCCAGAAGAAACCAUGGAAUCGUUGUUGUUGCACAAAAAGCCUAUACAUUUGGUGGUGAAUACCAGAAUGACAUUCCAAUUGAUAAUGUCAUUCACUGUUUGAAUCUACAGACAGGGGAAUGGACCCGCCUUGAUGGAAAAGGGGAUCCACCGAUUGCCAGAAGUGGUCUUGCAAUGACCACUAUUGAUCACAACAUUUAUAUGUUUGGAGGUCAAACAGGAAAGGGUUCUAAAGAUGAUGGUCUUUUGGAUGUCUACUGCUUCAAUACGUUAGAUAAGCGAUGGUCAGUUGUCAGUGUGGAAGGUGUGCCACCAGAACCACGAAUACACCAUUCCAUGGUCAAUGUAAAUGGUCAACUCUAUCUAGAAAUUUACUUCUUUUCUCAACUCAUUCUCCUUUCAAUUGUUCUUUUCUUUUAG
This is a messenger RNA of Acanthosepion pharaonis, 477 nucleotides long. Lineage: Eukaryota; Metazoa; Mollusca; Cephalopoda; Sepiida; Sepiidae. The record is from the annotation of a GenBank genome assembly.